Messenger RNA from Hyaloscypha bicolor E, 1330 nucleotides. RefSeq lists its product as uncharacterized. Bases 272 to 1126 code for a protein of 284 amino acids. The transcript has a single exon. The record is from RefSeq and is a predicted model, not a curated record. NCBI's taxonomy places the organism in Eukaryota, Fungi, Ascomycota, Leotiomycetes, Helotiales, Hyaloscyphaceae.
AACCGCAAUUCGAGUUGCGAUCCAUUCCACGGUGAUAAGGUUGUGUCCGGCCGAAGACGACAAGACAAAGGUUCCGCGUAGACGAUAUCGCCGAGCGAGCAAUACCUUGAGCCAACAAAGCACGACCCCGACAAAGCGACACCAGUCACAAGCCCGAAGCUGAAGAGAGCAGCAAGGGUCAUUGAACGAAUCUCUCCCAUACAACAACCCUCGUCUUCAGAUCAUAUAUCGAAAUAACCCUCCCAGCCUUCGAACGAAACCACAUCGUGCAAUGUCGGGCAAUAGCGAUAACAGCCCUCUCAACGAGUCCGCGAAGCCCCGCCGUGGCUCAUUCACAACCCAAACCUUCAACAACAUCUUCGGUCGAUCCAAUAGCACGUCCGGUGCUCCGACAGCUCCCUUCCCAGGCCCGAUCACGACAGCCGCAGCACAAGACCAACGUCGACGCAUGUCGAUUUCCACCCUCGGCUUAUCCGGCACAUCUCCUACCCAGUCAACACCCUUCACUUUUGGUGGUCGCCGAGGCAGUGUCUCUACUGCAGGCUCCGAUUCCUUCGAUGAAAAUGCGAUCGAUGAUGACGACGGUCCCGCUCGCAGCAAUCCCACCACGCCAUUCGCACGCCGCAUGUCAUUCGGUGGACAAGCUCUCCGAUCUGCGAGAGGCUCUGGUAGCCCAGGCACAACUGGUAGAGCUCCCUCUUAUACAACUGCACCUCUUCCCACAAUUCCUGCCGGGCCGCGAAGUUCUCGCUCUGGCUCUGGCUCUAAAGGCGGAGCUGUGACUCCUCCAAAUCAUGGAAAACAGGCAAGCACGCAAUCAAAGCCCAGAACUGCUUCUGACUAUCCCGUUUCCGCUCGUCCAGGUGAAGGCGGUGGCUUCAACUGGUCUGAGCAGCUUAGAUCCCGUGCCGAGAGCUCCGUGUCGCAGUCUCAGCGCCCUUCUUUCCCAACCUCCCCGUCCUCUGCAAAGACCACACAAAUGCCGAUGCAUGAGAGAGCCAAGAGCGUCAGCGAGAUGCCUGCUCCUCCGAUCGCCGUCCCGGCACCAACACCACCGCGUCCGGAGCGGAAGAAGCCCGAUGCGUUCCAGGAGCGGAUCUUGAAGGGAGACUUCUACAUGGACUGAACGAUGGACAGUAUGGCUUUUCUUUCGAUGUUUGAUUAAGCCUGCUUGUGUCCAUUGCUGCUUUUGAUGAGUUUGGCGUUGAUGGCGUUUAUAAAGUGAUGAAGGCAGAGCGCCUCUCACGCAAGAGCUUGACAGCGGGUGUCACUCUAAGUUUGGCUGGAUUUGCUGCGACAGUCGAUGGGUUUACAGAAGUGUACGCUGGCG